Messenger RNA from Daktulosphaira vitifoliae (grape phylloxera), 2394 nucleotides. Its product is annotated as ring-infected erythrocyte surface antigen-like. NCBI's taxonomy places the organism in Eukaryota, Metazoa, Arthropoda, Insecta, Hemiptera, Phylloxeridae. The transcript has 7 exons. The record is from RefSeq and is a predicted model, not a curated record. Bases 385 to 2232 code for a protein of 615 amino acids.
AAAUCUCAUCGCCUUUUCGAUCACGAUUUUAAAAUGCACUUAUUUUUAUACCUGUCCAUAAUAAAAAGCCGGGACGUUGUUCUCAACUCUCAUUUAGUUUUAAUUUCUUGUCAAUUAUUAAAUAGUGAUAAUUAUCUAAAAUAUCACUUAGUCACUUUUAACAUCACUAAAUUGAUUUUCUUUUAUCUUUUAUUACUUAUGUGGUAAUAAAUUAGUAUUAUUUUUAUCACAUAAUUAUUUAAAAUUUCAAUUAGUAAAACAUAAAGGUGCCAUUUUAAUAAAUUUUCUUACAAGUAUUUAACUUUUUUUUUAAUUUAAUAAUUCAUCCCAAGUAGUUGGGAUUAAGGCGAGGACGAAGAAGAAGUAUCAUUAAUUAACUCCACAAUGAAGCUCUUGAUAUUAGAAGUAUUAUAUUUACUCUUGUUCAUAUCAAUUGUAAAUGGCCAUAUAAAUAAAAAAACUGAAGAAGAAAAACGUUUAAUACUGUAUAGAAAAAAUGUAUACAAUGCAAAAGAGGAAUUGUAUAAUUGUUUGAAAAAUAAUAAAGUUAUUGAUAAAGUCAUAAGUAUACUCAAACAAUAUAAAACGGAUUUUAAAGAAAUGUUGAACGAGUUUAGAGUACGACUUUAUGACAGAUUAAUUACACCUGAUCAUAUGCAUACAAAAAUGGGAAAAUACAUAUGUGACAAAUAUAUAAUGGAAAUAGACAAACAUGGUGGAACUUCGAGUUGUUUAAAAAAAGUAAAAGUGUGUUCUGAAAUAUUUUAUCAUUUUUUGAUGUUGAAUAUACAAUACGAGGAACCUAAUAGCGUAGAACUUAAAGACCUUAACGAUGAACAUCUUUUAAUUACUUUGCGGAAAAAUGUUGAAAUAGCAAGAUUAGCUUUAAAAGAUUGCUUAAAAUCAGUCAACCUCAACAAUAGAAUAACAACAUUUUUUGGAAAUUAUAUUUUAGAUUUUAAAGAAACUUUAAAUGAAUUUCGAGUUCAACUUUAUGAUAAAAAAAUUCAAAUGGAAAAUGUGGAAAUACAAAUGGGAACUUAUAUUUGUAAUAAAUAUAAAGAACAUGAAUUAGCUAGGCACGGUUUAAAAGAGGGUUGUAUGUUAAAAGUCAAACAAUGUGCAAUUAUAUUUCAAAACAAACUUGAAAAUAUUUCGCAAAACAAUGAAGACAAAUCUAAUGAAUCAGAUGAAAAACAUAAUGAAAAGGUAUCAGAAGAAGCUAAAGAAGAAGUUAAUGUUGAGAAGACGAAUUAUUCAGAAGAUUCCAUUACACAUCAAGAAAAAUUUGUGAACGUAAGUGGUUCAAAUAAUAUUGGAAUUGAAGAGAGUAAUUUCACUAAUAAAUGUAAAAUUAUUACUGAAACAAGAGAAGAAAGCGAAGAAGAAAUUUCAAAAAAGUUUAUGGAAAUUAAUGAAAAUGAAAAUAUUGAUAGAUCAAAAGAAGAAUGCAUGGAAGAGGACACAAAAAAGUUUGAAGAUUCUGAUGAAAAUGUAAAAGUUGAUGAAUCAAAAGAAGAAUGCGUGGAAGAGGACAUGGAAAAGUUUGAAGAUUCUGAUGAAAAUGUAAAAGUUAAUGGAUCAAAAGAAGAAUGCAUGGAAGAGGACACAGAAAAGUUUAAAGAUUCUGAUGAAAAUGUAAAAAUUGAUGGAUCAAAAGAAGAAUGCGUGGAAGAAGACACAGAAAAGUUUAAAGAUUCUGAUGAAAAUGUAAAAAUUGAUGGAUUAAAAGAAAGCAAAGAAGAAAAUACAGAAAAUCUUGAAGAAACUGAAGAACUCUACGAAUUAAAAAGUGAAAACGAAGGAAGAAUUGAUGAACCAAACAAAUCGGAAAAAAUUGACGAGCUUAAAGAACCUGAAGAAUCUUCUGUUAAAUCAAAAAACUCUGAUGAAGUUGAAGAUGAUAAUACUAAUGAAGCAAAUCAUAGUAAUGAAUCAAAAAAUAGUGAUGAGUCAGGUAAAAUAUCAGAUUCUGAAAAAGAAAGUGUUUUAGAACUUGAAGACACCAGAGAAAAGAGAAAAUUCAAUGAUUUAAUAGAAGACAGCCAAGAAAGACAUACAAAGAAUCUCGAUGAAACUAACGAAGUUAAACAGAUGAGUCAGUCAAAUGUAUCUGAAGGAUUGAAAAUCGAUAAAAAUGAAGAUAUAUCGGAUACGCCUAAUGAUUGUAAUGAUUCUGGAAUUGUUCAAGAAUCACAAGAAACUAAUGAGUCCCAAUCUAAAGAAGUGUAAAUUAUAAUGAGAAUUUUUAUUUUGAAAUAAUUUGUUUUCGUAAUUAUUACGAGAAUUAAUAUAUUUCAUUAAUAAAAAAUAUAUAUUUGAAUCUACAAUGUUACUGUAAUAACAUUUUUACAAUUAUUAAUAUUUAUUUUUGUAAAAUUUUAUUUAAUUGCU